AGAAUAACGCUCAUUCUGAUACCAGCCUCAAUGUAACAAGUAUCUCGUUGCGGAAACUUUGUACAUGUUGUUGAACAAGUAUAAUAUACACUACGUGUACAUGUAAGUUAAUAAAUACAAGAGAAGAAGAAGAAGAAGAAGAAACGUAAUAAUAAAACAGAAGAGAAAAAGAAUCACCGUAGAAAAAUGUGCGACAGAGAUAUUUGUCCGGUAGAAAAUUAUUCUCAAUUUAAUAAAUAUUAAUGACAAUAAUCGUAUCGAGGAUAUUUAAAUCGACGCGCGAAGAGGGAAUUUGACACGUUUUUAAAUUUCAUUUCUCUUAUUCGAUUUAUUCGCAAAUUGAUAUAUUUGCGUGGAAAAUUUCAAAAUUGAAAUACAAUAAUAAUAAUAAUAAUAAUAAUAAUAAUAAUAGCAAUAAUAUUGAAAAAAUUAAAAAACGAAACAAAAAUCGAGUUUAAGGUGAUACGAAAUUUUUGAGAAACAAAUAUUUGGACCGUAAUUAUGACACAGAGGAAAGUUACCAGUUUGUGAAAAUAAGGAGGCUCUCAGAGCUGCUGCAUCGGCAUCAGGAUAAUAAGAUCGACGUUGCAUCGGUAUUAUCUGUAUAUAUAUAUUGAUUCCGAGUGAUCGCAGUGUCCUCCGUUCACCGGGAGAUCUUCUUCUCGAGGUCGUUACAGGGUUCGAAGACAAUAAGAAGAAAGCAUGUCGUCGUUGGCGAUCAUCUUCAUCAUCACGAUGGCCUCGUCGUUGGGUUCAAGAACGUCAGCAGCCCCGGCCGAUGAAACUUCGUACGAUCGCAACCAGCUGAAGGUUACGGAUGAAGAAGGGAGCGCCUCUCCGUUAACCGAAUCGCCGAUAAGCUCGACGAAGGACGAAGUCGAAGUAAGCGAGGAUCAGGAAAACGAAUCCAGGGUGAAUUUCGAGGACGAAGCGAGUCGCGAUCUGAGAUCCGAAAAUUCUCCCGACGCGGUGUUGGAGGAUGAGGAGGAUUAUAAGAAAGACAAGAGGUCAAAGUCGAAGUCGAAGGGCAGGAAGCACAAGGCCCUCUUCAUCGACUAUCCCUUCAUUCCUCAGCUGGCCGCGAUGCCGAGUUACGACGCCUACGACGAACUCCAGGAUACCGAGGGACGGACCCCGUCUGGUGGUGGGGGAAACGGGGCCUUAAGGAAGGGCUUCCAGGAGAGCAACAUCUACUAUAUUCGGCUGCCCCCCACCCCCUACAUCUUCGUUCCGGGCCUCGGCUACGUGUCCCAGCCCCCGACCUACUCUACCGGGCAUCGGAUCAGGCCCCAAAUCGGUCACGUAAGGCCCCAGCUGGAUCCGUACAGACCGCACCACCCUCAGCCGAUCUAUAACUCGCCCCUGAACGAGAUAAACCCCUUCAUUAAUUUGCCCGUCGAUUUCGUUAGCAACGGGAAACCAACAGGUGUUUAUCAGUGGCAGUCCCAGAACUAUCAGCCUCACAAACGACCCGAAACCCACAUCACCGCCCUUGACAAGGGACCCUACUUUUUCAACGGAAGGCCCCACAGCAUUUACCUUCUAAGGCCCGAUGCUAGGCCUCCGGUUCAUCAGUCAGUUCAGUUCCCUGAUUAUCAGGACAGCAGUUUGUAUUACUGAGACGAAGUUGGGCGAUCUUUACGUCGUCGUGACGGAAGGUCGGUGGAGAGGGUGAAUAUUGAGAAGUCGGACACGAGGAACGGGGAUGUUUAAAACUCCGUGAAGGGGAAUCCGGUACGGAAAAGUUAAUUGUUAUUCCCAUAAGAAAAUACGAGGAAUGUCGUUGGAUCUUUUGCACGUCUGUUUUUGUUUUAAAAAGAACUUUUCACUGUUGAGAUUAUAUAUUGUUAUAGUUAAUUAUUAUAAUCGUGGACGUAAUAUUGCCGUAGAAAAGUCUCACGAUGUUUUUCAUAUAAUGCUGUGAACAUAUAUCACGCAAUGGCUACGGUAUGGUAUAAAUUCGUUUGAAGGAAAUGAGAUGACGAAAUGUUUGCUU
Molecule: messenger RNA, 1996 nt
Organism: Neodiprion fabricii
Lineage: Eukaryota; Metazoa; Arthropoda; Insecta; Hymenoptera; Diprionidae
Exons: 2
Coding region: 703-1620 (305 amino acids)
Source: RefSeq, a predicted model, not a curated record